AUGAAGCCGAGCACCGUUCGCGUCGUCGGUGCAGAUGCCGUGGGCAAGACGAGCUUCGUGCUGGCUUUAGGGGCCAUGGAACAGACGCCACAGCGCUACAUUUGGCCACGGAAUGGACGGCGUGAGAAGACGAUGGUGCACAUUGUGCGCAGUCGAGAGGAGGUCGCGUUCAACUGGGACGAUACUGGCCACGACGAGACGGAGGAUGUCGAAGAAGUCGUUGUGCUGCUCUUUGACCUCACACGGCGGGACUCGCUCGCCGCUGUUGUAGCGCAGUGGAAUCACUUGUUGGAUAUCGUUGGACGGAAGUCGCUGCUACUGGUGGGAACGCACGCGGACUGUACGAGCACGCGAAGCGUGACGCCAGCAGAAGUGCGUGAGAUCUCGGGGGAUUUCCACGCCUACGAGGAGGUGUGCUGUCGUCCGGGGCAGUCUGGAGACAAGGGCAUGCUCCGUGUCCAGCUCACGUUGACUCAAUGGAUCAGUGGUGGACCUGCGAAGAUGGCGAGCGGUCUCCCGUUUGCUCGAGCUUCAAUUUGCGGCGGCUUUCCCCGACCUGUCGUGACCAUGAUGAUGCCUGCUGGUGCCGCCCGCAGUUUGCCUCGAUCGCCGACAAGUCUGCAGCAUUCGAGAAGGCAUGUAGCAGAUGUGCAGCUGUCGACUGAAGACGAGUCGUCCCGCCUUGAAGCGGUGGUAGGUCCAGGAGAUGGCGACGUCAAGCUACGCACGAUCUCGAAAGCGAUCUAUGACAUCCGCAGUGCAGUUGCUGAGAAGAGCAAAGUGCUGGCGAAGUAUCGCGACCGACAAGUGACUCAUUGGCUCACACGCAGCCGGUACUUUGGCCCGACAGAGAGCAGUCGCCACAAGCGGUGGCAUGAAGAGCAGAAGAAACGGCAGCUCCUGACUCAAUGUCACGUACACUACCACGACGGCGGUCACAUGUUGCGUCAGUCGAAUAACCUCGAUGCUUGUGCGCAGGACGCACGUGGACGGAGUGUUAGCUACCCCAACAAAUGCGAGGUACCGGGUCAAAAAUCUUCGACACAGCGCGACCCAGCGCACUUUUCGAGCCCAAGCUCGAGUGAGGGCGAAGAGAGCCCAGCAAUAUGCUCGGAGCCAAAGGGGUUUGCGCAGCUUACCGAGCUUACGAAACAACGGCAGCUCGAAGCAGAGGCUGCACAAGAGCAGAAGAAACGGCUCGCUGCUAAACGUGCAUUGCGGAAGCAAAGGCGUGCAACCUCUGACGACAUUUACGAGCAAAGCACCGCCCCUCCUGCGAUCUUUGACUCGUAUUUGAACUGCUACGACGAGAUGGACGUGCCCUCCCAGCCGCAGUCUUCUUUGCUCUCGCUGGACCAACGGAAGUCAAUGACAAGACCGUCACUAGCGUCAACGACGAGCAGGAAAAGCUUUACCAGCCGAGACCGCACGUCUCUCGAGAUGGGCAGCACGACGUUAGCCGGAACGCAGCACUCGAUCGAGCGAUUGUCCCUUGAAGCUGAACCAGUGAACUCUAUGCCAACGCCCGCGCAGUUCCUGCCUCCCCUCCCUUAUAUUAUGGAUCCACCAGCUCCGUCAUUGGUGCAAAGCCACCAUAGUGCUCCUAGUAGCCUCGAGCAUCGCAUUGUGCAUGAUCCAGUGCCGACUUCGACUACAUCGGACAAGGCGCAUGCAGCAUUCGUGAUGUCUCCAUCAAGUCCAGCUCCUGCACCUGCCGACACCGUUUCUUCCAUGUCUACUGAACAACGUGCUAUCAAAUGCAGCAACAGCUUGCAAACUGUUGACUGCAGCAACAUCGCCAAGAUCUCCGAGCACUUUGAAGACCUGACGCUGCCUAAAUCUAAUUCCCACAACUGA
Molecule: messenger RNA, 1857 nt
Organism: Peronospora matthiolae
Lineage: Eukaryota; Oomycota; Peronosporomycetes; Peronosporales; Peronosporaceae
Source: the annotation of a GenBank genome assembly